GACGCCGGGGGCGGAGUCUAAAUCGAGGUCGCAGUUUGAGCUCGCUGAUUGGCUGACGGGCCAGCGCGGAGAGUACCGGGGAGGAACCGUUCACUACUGUGUCAACUCGUCUGAAUCCCGUCCCCAUUGAGGAAUGCCGGAGCUUUAACUUGAGUGUUUUAUCCACUGCUCGGGUUUUUAUUUUUACUCGACACCGGGGACAACCGGAGGAGAUUUUUAACCCGGCAAAACAGACUCCUGAGGCAUCAACUCCAUCAUUCCUGAGCUAGAGCCGUACGUUUCAUGGCGUCACCAUGUGGAAGAUAACUUAACCUCCCGUCUCUGCCUGCUCCAUGUCUGAGGACAGCGAUCCCAACCACUACCUGUACUCGCGUGAAAUGAACCGGGAAAGGGUCUGCUUCCAGGUGGAGGAGGAGGAAGAGGAAGGCUCUCCCUGCGGCGCCAUCAGCCAGCUUCACCGCUACACCAAGGCUUGUGGCGGGCGGGACGGCGUGGAGCUAGAAGCCCAGCUAGGAUUGGCCUCCGAGGGCAGCGACAGCAGCCACGAGCACCCGGCCUCUCCGGGCUCGCCGCACGAUGACAGGAAGCGGCCGCGCCCACCUUUACACGAGGAUGUGGAGAUGGGCGGCAGCGGCUCCAGCGGGAGCGGGACGGAAUCCCACGGCAACGAGUCGCACGGCAACGAGUCCCACGGCAACGAAUCGGUGGGCAGCUCGAACGGCAACGGCAAAGAUUCGGCUCUGAUGGAGUCUUCAGGGAGCAACAAGAGCUCAAACUCUCACAGCCCCUCGCCGCCCAGCAGCUCCAACGCCUUCAGCCUGGUGAGCUCCGAGCAGGACAACCCUUCAACCAGCGGCUGCAGCAGCGAACAGUCGGCCAAGGCUAAGACACAGAAAGAGCUCUUCAAAACCCUCAAGGAGCUGAAGAUGCACCUGCCGUCGGAAAAGAGGAGCAAGGGCAAGUCCAGCACGGUCAACACGCUCAAAUACGCCCUGAGAUGUGUCAAGCAGGUGAAAGCCAACGAGGAAUACUACCAGAUGCUGAUGAUUAAUGACAGUCAGCCCACAGGCAUCGAUGUCUCAUCCUAUACCAUCGAAGAAAUCAACAGCAUCACCUCUGAAUAUACCCUCAAAAACAAUGAUAUUUUCGCUGUAGCCGUCUCGCUCAUCACGGGGAAAAUCGUUUACAUCUCGGACCAGGCGGCGUCCAUCCUGAACUGCAAGCGAGAAGUGUUUGACAACGCCAAGUUCGUGGAGUUCCUGACGCCGCAGGACGUCAGCGUGUUCUACAGCUUCACCACGCCCUACCGCCUGCCCUCAUGGAGCAUGUGCACCGGAGCAGAGUCGUCUCCCACGGAGUGCAUGCAGGAGAAGUCCUUCUUUUGCCGCAUCAGUGGUGGUAAGGAACGUGAAGGAAACCUGCAGUACUAUCCUUUCCGUAUGACUCCGUACCGGAUGAAAGUGCAGGAUGCUGAGCUGGCUGAGGAGCAGUUCUGCUGCCUGCUGCUGGCUGAGAGGGUGCACUCUGGAUACGAAGCACCCAGAAUCCCCACUGACAAGCGAAUCUUCACCACCACACACACACCGAACUGUGUGUUCCAGGAUGUGGAUGAGAGGGCCGUCCCUCUGUUGGGUUACCUCCCUCAGGAUCUGAUCGGGACGCCUGUGCUGCUCAACAUGCACCCCAGUGACCGACCCUUGAUGUUGGCCGUGCAUCGAAAGAUUCUGCAGUACGCUGGGCAGCCAUUCGAUCACUCCUCGAUCCGUUUCUGUGCCAGAAAUGGAGAAUAUGUCACCAUCGACACCAGCUGGUCCAGCUUCGUCAACCCCUGGAGCCGCAAGGUCUCCUUUGUCAUCGGCAGACACAAAGUGCGCAUGGGUCCUGUGAAUGAAGAUGUUUUUGCAGCACCAGCUUUCCACGGAGGAAAGAUCAUGGACUCAGACAUCCAGGAAAUCAGUGAACAGAUACACAGGCUGCUACUCCAGCCGGUCCACAACAUGGGCUCCAGCGGUUACGGUAGCCAUGGCAGCAACGGCUCCCACGAGCAGCUGGUGAGCAUCAGCUCGUCCAGCGAAGGCGGGAACGGGAACGGGAACGCCGUGGUCGGGAACACCGUGGAGGAGACGAACAAGGCCAAGCCUCCCAGGACGUUCCAGGAGAUCUGUAAAGGGGUCCACAUGCUGAAGAACCAGGAGGUCGGCCUGCGCUCCCCGCCCCUCUCACCCACGCCAUCGCCGUCCAAGCCUGAGCAGAAGAAGACCAACGACGCAGCAGUGGCAGCUCAGAAGAGUCCAACAGUGCGCCUGAAGGACUCGGCGCUCCCUCUGCAGCUGAGAGACGGUACUGCAGCCUGCAUAGACGACUUCACCUGCAAAGACCAGACCGUCUGCUCCUACCAGCAGAUCAGCUGCCUGGACAGCGUCAUCAGGUACCUGGAGAGUUGUAACAUUCCAAUCACAGCAAAGAGGAAGUACCAGUUUUCCAACAACACUACCUCCUCCAACUCGGACGACGACAAGAAGGGCUCAGAGGAGGACAUGCAAGUGCCUCAGGACGCAAACCCAGACCCUUUGAUGCUAGAUGCCCAGCCAAGCUUGUCAAACAUGAAAGCACCUAAGAAGCCUUCAUCUGGGGCAGCUGCUGUGGUGGGAGGCCCCCUGGCCCCCCUCACCCUGCCCAGCAAGGCUGAGAGCGUCGUGUCCAUCACGUCCCAGUGCAGCUACAGCAGCACCAUCGUCCACGUGGGAGACAAGAAGCCUCAGCCAGAGUCUGAGAUUAUCGAGGAUGUAGCGGGCAGCCCCGCGCCGCCGGCUCUGCCCGCCAGCGUGGUGUCUCCGCCCAGCCAGGAGAAGGAGCCGUACAAGCGGCUGGGACUGACCAAACAGGUUCUGGCUGCACACACACAGAAAGAAGAGCAGGCCUUCCUCCACCGCUGCAGAGAGCUCCGCACCGCCAGGACCUUCCAGAAGGACUGUUUCACCUAUUUGCACAAGCAGGGAGGUCCAGCUAACACUCAAGAAUCAUCUGGACUGCGAGGUGCAGCCAAACAAGGCGCCCAAAGGCCCGAGACCACUGCCAAGAAGGGCAACCGCAACAGGAAGUCCAAGAAACCCCGAAUGAAGCAUCCUGAUUCAUCAGACAGCGCCGUAUCAAACCGCAAACCCCGGCCCCCUCUCCAGGGUCUCAACCAGACCUCCUGGUCUCCGUCAGAAGCGUCCCAGUCGGCUUUCAACGUCUCCUACCCAACCAUGGUGCCUGCCUACCCCCUCUACCCCCCUGCACCUGCAGCUCCAGCCCAGACCACCUGCCCCGACCCCUCCCUCUCCACAGGCUUUGGGGAGGGGCAGAGCAGCCAAGCUCCACCUGCUGCUGCUCCGUUUGGUGCAACCAUUGUUACACCUGUGGUGGCUCUGGUGCUCCCCAAUUACCUCUUUCCCCAAAUGGGACAGUUGGGUCAGAUGGGGCAGCUGGGGGCUGCUCCCAGACCAGCGUUUUUCCCCGAGCAGACCCCGACUCAACCUGCAUAUAACCCCCAGCAGCCCUUUCAGCCCCCGCAGCCAGCAUACGCCAUGCAAACACAACCGUCCUACACGGGCCAGCAGCCGUUCCCUGUGCAGACCGCCUUUAACCCCCAGCAGCCAUUCCAGACCGCACAGCCCCCCUUUACUACCCCACAGCCUUUCCAGACCUCUCAGACCCCCUUUACUACCCCACAGCCUUUCCAGACCGCACAGCCCCCCUUUACUACCCCACAGCCUUUCCAGACUGCACAGCCCCCCUUUUCUACCCAGCAACCGUUCCCGGCCCCUCAGACUGCCUAUACUACUGCGCAGCCCUUUGCUGCCCAGCCUUCUUUCCCAGUACAGACUCAGUUUGUGGCUCAGGCCCCAUAUCCAGCUCAGCCUUUCCCCUAUAGCCUAGCUACCGAGCCCCCCAAAACCAUGGCGGUGGAGCCCAGAGAGGGGGCGGCGUCGCGCUCCUCCACCCCGGCCUCAGGGACCAGGGAGCCCGCUACAUCACCGCCACUGUUUGAGUCCCGCUGCAGCUCGCCCCUGCAGCUCAACCUGCUGAGCAUGGAGGAGGGACAGCGCUCAGUGGAACGGCAGGACAGCACGCUGUUACUCGGCCUGGGUAACAUUACAGCAGCAGCAGCAGCCGGGGCAGCAGGGGAGAAGAACGCAGGAACAGCCAAGACUGAGAACCACCAACAGGUGGAGUCCCCGGGAGAUGGAGCUCACAGUGACGGUAACUCCUCCUGCUGCGACUUUCUGGACAUCCUUCUGCAGGAGGACUCCCAUUCUGGGACUGGAUCAGCCACUUCUGGCUCCAUGGGUUCAGGAUCCGGCUCUGGCUCGGGUUCAGGAUCCGGCUCCGGGUCCGGCUCAGGCUGCAAUGGCUGUGGUACAUCAGCUAGUGGAGCUUCUGGCAGCAGAACAGGGAGCAGCAACACUAGCAAAUACUUCGGCAGCAUUGAUUCUCUGGAACACGACCCCAAGGCCAAAGCCAAGACGAGAGACAAAGGAAGCUCUGAUGGCUGCCAGUCGCAGGGCAAAGCCUCCACCCAAGGAGACGGAGAGCAUUUCAUCAAAUACGUUCUGCAGGAGCCUCUGUGGCUCCUCAUGGCCAACGCUGACGACAAAGUCAUGAUGACAUAUCAAAUGCCGUCCAGGGACAUUCAGAGGGUUCUGAGAGAAGACAAGGAGCGGCUGAGACAGAUGCAGAAGAGCCAGCCGCACUUCACCUCCGACCAGCGGAGAGAACUAGUGGAGGAGCACCCCUGGAUGAGGAGGGGGGGGCUACCGUCUGCUAUCAAUGUGAAGGAGUGUGUGUACUGCAAGGACACCACGGCGGCCCCCAUCGAGGAGGACCUGCCCCACAUGGACAUGGGCGAGCUGGGCGAGGAGCUGAACGAGGAGGGCCAGAACGCCCCGAGCCAAUCAGAGCAGCCCCAGCCUCAGCCAGAGAGUGGCUCCUGAACACACCACCAGCAGGGGGACACACUCGACCAGCCAUGGACCCACACAACACACACACACACACACACACAUUGUGGAUGUGAGACAAACUUCUGUGUGCCUGAACAUCCUCAAAAAAACACUCAAACACAGCAGAAACUCGAAAAAAGCCGAACUCUGUGUUGCCAUUGUGGUGAAUCUGAGGAUGUGAGUCCAUGUGUGUGUGUGUGGAGGACUGCUGCUGAAGUGCAGUUCCUACUCCGCCCUCCAGGGGGCAGCAGUGCUGUAUGAGCGUCUCUGCAUGCAGGACCCUCAUAUAGGACUCUUGCCAGCUCACACACACACACUUGCCUGAACGAUCCGGGGCCCAGUUCGUGUUGUUGGUGACCAGUAAACCUCUUUGUCGGAGGCGGAGCUUAACAGCAACACGAGCAGUUAUUAUUCUAAAGAGUUAGUGGGCAUCUUAUAAAUAUAUUUGAUGUUAAAGAAGUUUAUUUUGACUAAAUAAUUGUUAAUUAACAGUUGGAAAAAUUGUUAUCAACAAGCAGCACGCCUUUGCUGCCAGUCAUAAUGUUUGUGUUUUUUGUUUGUUUGUUUGUUUUGCCACAUUAUCCCACCCAGGUCCCUCAAACCCCCCCUUUAUAUUCCCAUUUUUAAUAUAGGCGUGUUUCCAUGAGGUAUUUUCCCUCUAAUGAGCCGCUAACUGCUAACUAGUUGACGCUAUUUGGAUACAAACUGGUUGAUAGUAGCUGUAUGGGAACAGAGGCCGAGGGGAACUAACUUUACAAUAAGUACUCAGUGGAAACACGCCUUAUAUAGAAGAGUUGUGGUGCACCCUGGGUAAUGUAGUCCUGCUCGGUGCAGGGACCUCCCCUCUGGGUUAUAUCAGUGGUUGCAUCUCACUCAGCAGCCAGGAGAAAGACAGGAAGGCUGAUUUCAUCAACAGUGACAAUCUGAUACAUUUUACUACUUAAGUAUCUUAUUUAUUUUCUACCAGAUAAUAUAUCUUGAAUAAAUAGUUUGAAGCUAAAGCCAAAUACUCUCAGCUAAAAGACAGUGUCUAAAAAACAGUUUACAAGCAUUGACAACAGACUCUAUAGGAUAUUAAAGUCACUUUACUCUGACAACAAUAAAUAAAUAGAUAAAACCUCAAGGUGUUGUAGCCCUCUGCAGACCUUCAAACAGCACAGGUGCUAUGAGAAAAGGUGGUGUCAUCGCAGAUUAAGAGGUUAAGAGGACACUGGUUAUAUUUCUUACUGCACAUCAAGGUCAAAGCUGAAAAUGUAUUUUUUUUAAAUUGUAUUUAAAACUAACAAGGUCGGUGGGAAAAGCAUUUCCCUGUCACCCCACAGUUCUAUCUUUAAAUGGUAUACUUUAAGGGAGUAUCCAUGAACAUUGUAACGUUCUUUUCCUCUCAAUAUGGUGCAGCUCUACUAAAAAAAAAUGUCAUUUUUAGAACAAAUCAGUGGGGAUUUUUACAUUGUUAUGCAUUUUGUACAAUAUUGGCAUAUUUUAGGCACUGCCAAAAGGAGGAGGAGGAGGACAGAUUCCUGACUCAUUUAACAGCUGUUGGUCAAAAUGUUGUUAAUUUAAAAAUCAGCACUUAUAAUAGGAAUAUGGAUUACAUUUGUAGCAGAUAAGGGGACCAUGUUGCCUCAGGAAACCGGUGACAUGCAUGCAUCUGCAAGCCCCCUCGUCAUCUAACGAAGUAUUAAGGAAAAGCUGUGAUCCACUGUGAUGUUGUCAAAGUAUAAACAGGAGAAGUGGGAACAUCUCUGGUGCUACGGCAGAGAAACAGAAACUGUCGAGGCAGGGCUUGUGAAUGUAACACAGACUGGACCAAGACCAUCUCUCUGGUUUGUUUUCAGGAUUUUCUUGUUAAUUUCUUGUCAGAUUUGUUUUUUAUCGUUCUAUUUUUCUAUUUUUUUUUUUUCUUGUGUAUUUUUUUUUUUUUUGGUCGAAGCUAAGAGCUUUUUGAGUGUCAGUGGGGACAGACCCUACCUCUAAUAAAACCCAGGUCAUGUUACUGUAAGCAGAACAUUAGCAUGUGUUAGCAUGCGGGCUAAGCGCAAUGGACAGAGCGGUCAGAUACUUUAGUGAUUCCGGUGAUUGGCGGGCGGCUCGUACAGAGUCUCUGCUGCGUCACCACUUCUAGCUAACUGCAGUCUGUCUUUUGUCUCUUUUUCUGUGGACGAUCUCUUGAAUGGCGCCUCCAACGCCCACCUGUGUAUAAACCAUGAAAGCAAGAAUGAAUGUGGAGAGUAAACCAGAGAAUAUUUAAACCUUAUUUUCUCAUAAGGCCUUGCACAGACUGGUGGGCUGUUGGAUUCACCCGGUACUGGCACAUGAUGUCGUGUGUGGUCAUGUAAAUUUGUUUCAAUGCCACUGUAUCAGUAUGUGGUAUCAUAUACUAGCACACUUCUGUGCAUUUUUGUAGGUGAGGAAAUGUGUUUGAGAAGCGAUGUUGUAAUAAAAAUACAGAAAUGUAA
This is a messenger RNA of Centropristis striata (black sea bass), 7444 nucleotides long. RefSeq names its product period circadian protein homolog 2-like. Gene Ontology annotation, molecular function: transcription corepressor binding; transcription cis-regulatory region binding. The transcript has 22 exons. Gene Ontology annotation, cellular component: cytoplasm; nucleus. The record is from RefSeq and is a predicted model, not a curated record. Lineage: Eukaryota; Metazoa; Chordata; Actinopteri; Perciformes; Serranidae. Gene Ontology annotation, biological process: entrainment of circadian clock by photoperiod; circadian regulation of gene expression; negative regulation of transcription by RNA polymerase II. The coding region runs from base 333 to 4976 and encodes 1547 amino acids.